This is a messenger RNA of Macaca mulatta (Rhesus monkey), 4928 nucleotides long. RefSeq names its product keratin 80 (gene KRT80). The record is from RefSeq and is a predicted model, not a curated record. Gene Ontology annotation, biological process: intermediate filament organization; keratinization. Lineage: Eukaryota; Metazoa; Chordata; Mammalia; Primates; Cercopithecidae. Gene Ontology annotation, molecular function: structural constituent of skin epidermis. Gene Ontology annotation, cellular component: keratin filament.
CCUUGGUCUGUGUGGGCCUCUGCUGCCCUGCCAGAGGCUCUGUGGGGGCAAAAUGGCGUCUUUUCUGUUUCUACUUCACAGAUGGUGUAAAAGAGGUCAAAGGAGGCAGAGAAGAGAAAGAAGAAUAGGGAGGAAAGAGUGUGAGGAAGGCAGGGAUUCUCAUUGCCCCAGAGCAGAGCUGCAUUCGGCCAUACCCAUCGCCCUGCUAGACUCAGUGCCUGGAAAGUAGCACCAUUGAUUGAGGGCAACUUUGUCCCCUGUCCUCUACCACGUGCUUUGUACAUGCUAUCUCCCGUGAGGUGGGUGUUUUCAAACGAAGACAAAAGUCAAGUAACGUGCCUGAGAUCACAUGAGUGGUAAGCAGCCCAGCUGAGUCUUGAACCAGGUCUCACAUUUCCAAUGCUGAGAGCUCCUUGGCCUUGACCAUCUAUGUCCUCCCAGCCUCUGAGACAGUGGGGUGUACACAGUAGGUCCUCAGUCAAUGCCAGUUAACGUGAAGGAAGGAAGGAAGGGAGGGGGGUAGAGGGAAAGGGGAAGAUAAGCCAGGGAGACUCUUUGGCAGCUAGAAAAUAAAUCAUAAGUGCUGUUUUCCAGUGCCAGGCUGGCACCGUGCCCAGGAUAGCUGCCCUACACUCAGGAGCUCAAGGCCUAUGCUUGCCUCAUCUUUUCCAGAAGUAUGUGAGCCCAGAUACGUCAGCCUUCAGGUAUGCAGUGAGGUCUGCGGUGAGGCGAUCUCUCUUCUCUCCUUCCUCCUUGAAUGGCCUUCCUUUUGCCAACUCCCCACCCCCAACCCACCCAGCCAGCCCAGCCUUUGCCCCCUCCCCAGAGCUAGGCCUGCUUUCUUGGGGGCAGGGGGCUAUGGACCAGCCCCCUAAGCAGUGCAGAUCCCUGUGGGGAGGGAGACCUACAUGCUGCUGGGGGAGGGGCGGGAGCACCACAUCAUCCAACAGGUUGGUCAGGCUGGGAGGCGUCCCGCCCUCCUGCAGCUAAUGAGCACUGUGCGACAGGUGUCUGCUCCUCAGUCCCCAGCCUGCCCCAGCUGUGACCAGAGCAACCAGAGCCCGCCACCCGCUGCACUCCCAGGCUCACUCACUCAGCCCCCGGGCCCUCCUGCUUCCGGCCGGGGGCGCCAUGGCCUGCCGCUCCUGCGUGGUUGGCUUCAGCAGCCUCAGCAGCUGUGAGGUGACCCCGGUGGGCAGCCCCCGGCCUGGAACCUCCGGAUGGGACACCUGCGGGGACCCCGGGCUGGGCUUCAGCUCCCGCAGCCUCACAGGCUGCUUGUCGGCUGGCACCAUCUCCAAGGUGACUGUGAACCCCAGCCUGCUGGUGCCCCUGGACCUCAAGUUGGACCCCGCUGUUCAGCAGCAGAAGAACCAGGAGAAGGAGGAGAUGAAGGCCCUCAAUGACAAAUUUGCCUCCCUGAUUGGCAAGGUGCAAGCCCUGGAACAGCGCAACCAGCUGCUGGAGACACGCUGGAGCUUCCUGCAGGGCCAGGACUCAGCCAUCUUCGACCUCGGGCAUCUCUAUGAGGAAUACCAGGGCCGGCUGCAGGAGGAGCUGCGCAAAGUGAGCCAGGAGCGGGGGCAGCUGGAGGCCAACCUGCUGCAGGUGCUGGAGAAGGUCGAGGAGUUUCGAAUCAGGUAUGAGGAUGAGAUCUCCAAGCGCACAGACAUGGAGUUCACCUUUGUCCAGCUGAAGAAGGACCUGGAUGCAGAGUGUCUUCGUCGGACUGAACUGGAAACCAAGUUAAAAAGCCUGCAGAGCUUCGUGGAGCUGAUGAAAACCAUCUAUGAGCAGGAGCUGAAGGAUCUGGCAGCACAGGUGAAGGAUGUGUCGGUGACCGUUGGCAUGGACAGCCGCUGCCACAUCGACCUGAGCGGCAUCGUGGAGGAGGUGAAGGCCCAGUAUGACGCCGUCGCAGCUCGCAGCCUGGAGGAGGCCGAGGCAUACUCUCGGAGCCAGCUGGAGGAGCAGGUCGCCCGCUCGGCCGAGUAUGGGAGCAGCCUCCAGAGCAGCCGCAGCGAGAUCGCGGACCUCAAUGUACGCAUCCAGAAGCUGCGGUCCCAGAUCCUCUCUGUCAAGAGCCAUUGCCUGAAACUGGAGGAGAACAUCAAGGCAGCUGAGGAGCAGGGUGAGCUGGCCUUCCAGGACGCCAAGACCAAGCUGGCCCAGCUGGAGGCCGCCCUGCAGCAGGCCAAGCAGGACAUGGCGCGGCAGCUGCGCAAGUACCAGGAGCUGAUGAAUGUCAAGCUGGCCCUGGACAUUGAGAUCGCCACCUACAGGAAGCUGGUGGAGGGCGAGGAGGGCAGGAUGGACUUGCCCUCAGCCACUGUGGUCAGCGCUGUGCAGUCCAGGUGCAAAACCGCCCCUUCCCUCCCCUACCCCUUAUGUUCCCUGUAGCUGCCUCCAGGUCAGGCCUCUCCAAGGCCCCCUCCCGAAAGAAGAAGGGCAGCAAAGGCCCCGUGAUCCAAAUCACCGAAAUGUCAGAGAAGUACUUCUCACAGGAGUCGGAGGUCUCAGAGUGAGGCGACGGGACCCCAGGACCCCCAGGGCACUCCACUGCAGCAGAAGGAACUUAAGCUAGACUCAAGAAAGCAGCUUGGAGCCUCUAGGUUGGGAGGAGAGGCAAAAUCUGAUACUGAACUGAGAGGGGGGGUUCAAAACUGACUGCUGUUUUGUGGGCUGCCAGGGUGGGAGAGGAGCAUCAGCAGCUGCUCAGAGCCACUCCGCUCCGUAUCAGUAUCUCACAGUCCCGUCCUUCCAACCUUCUGGCCAGAGGUUUUCCUGAUGGGUGAGCUGGAAUUAGGGGUCAGUUUUGUCUCCACCUCCUUGUUCCUCCGAGGCCCCUCCUCCAGCACUGGGCUCUGCCAAGGCCCUUCUGAGUCUUGCCCAGUCCUUGACUUUGACUCCUAUCUCAAGCCUUGCCUUGCUUCUGCCUUGGAACUGAGACUGGGACCGGCUCAUCCACCUAUGGGCGGGAGCCGAGGAGGACGGUGUGGGCCCUGUCCUGUAUCUGGAGUUCCUGGGAAGCCUGGCUGCUGAAGACCCUCUUGGCUUUCCCAUGCUCCUUGGGCUCCCCAGAGACCCGACAGUAUUAUGGAGUGAAGGGAGGAGGGGCCCUGGGUGUUGGGGACCUAAGCCUAGGCCCCAGAGAUCAGCCCGAACACCUGCACCCCUCCCUCCUCCUAUGGGUCCCUCCCAGUAGGCCACAGUCAGAACUGGACAGGCUGCCCCCAACCAGCUCCUAGCACCUUCUCCGGAAGCUAUUCUUGCCAUAAUCAGCUCCCUGGGAGUGGAAGCCAGAUGGCAGCUUGAGAUUAGGCAGGAGCAUUAGAUCUUCCUUUCACCUCCCUGCCAUACUGGCGUCCUACCAGUCCGGGAUCUGAGCUCUCUGCCCCCAGCCCAGGUUGUUCCCAGCCUAAACACCUGGUUUUGGUGCACCUAGCCCUGAAGACCCCUGGUCCCACCCCUGCCAUGAAGCCCCAGGUCUACUUCCCAGGAAUCUCACUUCUCAGGGCCUCUGUUCUCCUCUCCAUUGGGCCAAAUAGCCUUGCCCUCCCCUCCUCGGCAUUCAUGGAGGAGCCCAGGAACUCCCCACACCUAUGGAGUUAGAGCUCCUCCUUUCUUCUCACCCUGUCCCCCUCCUCCCUCCAUGCCCAUUCCCCCUGCCUCUGGCCGGCCAGCAAGAAGGCACAGUCCAGGCAAGUCUGGGAGCUUCCAAGCCCUUGAGGUCCAGCUGUGGGGCCUGAAUGACAGCCUUACAAGGGCUCUACCAGAGAGGAAAAUUCCACACUCCACCAGAAAACGGGGGUGCUGGCAGGCAUACUCCUGUCUCCCCCUCUUGGCUCUCAAUGCUGAGGCUUGCAGAGGCAUCCCAGUGGCACCAGCCUCCCACUGCACAGCUUCCUUCCCUCCUUCUCUCUCAUCUCCCCUCCCUGCCCCUCGCCUCACCUCCUCUUCUAAACUGCAUUAGAUUCAUUCAUCUCAUUUUCCAGGACAUGCUGGCCAGAGGUCGGGGCCCCCAGGCCUCAAGGCCCUCCAGGCCUGUGGGGAGCACUGGCGGGUUACUGACUCUCCGGCCAUGGGAACUCAGAUAUUCUCAUCCCCGAAGUCCCAAAAGAGGGUGCUGAUUGGUGCUUUCCCUCAGGCUCUUCAUUGGUUUCCAAGGGAGCAAAUCCUCAGUGGGGAUACAAGAUAUAUAAAGUAUAUAUUAUUUUUUCAUAACUUAUGUGGCUUUUAACUUAUUGCUUCCCUUCCUGUUUCUGCAUGAUCAGUCUGUAUGUACUAUCUGGAUAGAUAGCACACGCUCCAGCCACCUCACCUGAUUGGCUAUCUUGGGGCCAUGUCCCCUUCUCGCUGCCACAGGAUGAAUAAAGUGUUGAGAUUUGUCUAUGGAGAAAGCUGUAUGUCUGUUUUUUAUCUCCCCUCUCAGGACCGGUCAGCCACUGGUCAAUCAGGCUGACCAUGGAACACUAGGAAUUCUCCAAUUAAGGGAGAAAAAGUCCAGGGACCUAGUUAUAUCUUCAGACCAGUGCAGCUUGGACACACAAAGGUCUCGUGUCUCACCAUCUGGUAUGGUUUGGAUGCUCGUCCCCUCCAAGUCUCAUGUUGAAAUGUAAUUCCCAGUGUUGGAAGUGGGGCCUGGUGGGAAGUACUUGGAUCAUGAGAGAGGAUCCUUCAUGAAUGGCUCAGCACCAUCCGCUUGGUGAUGAGUGAGUUCUCACUCAAUCCACGUAGAUGUGGUUGUUUAAAAGAGUCUGAGACCUCUCCCCUCUUUCUCGCCAUGUGAUAUGCCUGCUGCCCCUUCACCUUCCGCCUUUACUGUAAGCUUCCGGAGGCCCUCACCAGAAGCGGAGCAAAUGUUGGUGCCAUGCCAGUACAGCCUGCAGAACUGUGAGCCAAAAUAAAUGUCUUUUCUUUAUAAAUUA